Pocillopora damicornis (cauliflower coral) is the source of this 778-nucleotide messenger RNA. Its product is annotated as thiosulfate:glutathione sulfurtransferase. The record is from RefSeq and is a predicted model, not a curated record. NCBI's taxonomy places the organism in Eukaryota, Metazoa, Cnidaria, Anthozoa, Scleractinia, Pocilloporidae.
UUUUACUCCAUCAGCCUUUUCAAGGAGGGAAAGAAAGUGGGGUGCAAUCAUGUCAUUCUUCACGUUACUUCCUGGCCCCACUGUUGCGCAGUUAACCAACGGUCUCUUGGUUAACCUGGUGGUAUAAUGCUGCUCAGCCUUUUGCUUGAUGGCGACUUUUAGAUUUCCCUCUAUCGUUACAAUGACAGCGUUGGCGAGAUUGAUGGGGAAUACUGCACGAAGUUGUCUUCCAAAAAACGCAUGUAGUAUUUCUACGACUCGCGUGUUUAUGGAUCUUGUUGGAAUAACUAGGCCUCCGGUAAACAUGCAGUGCGCCAGAAGGAACACUUCUACUACGACUCUAGAGCACUGGACUGAUAUAAGUAUCAAAGAGCUUAGAGCAAUGCUAACAGCGCAUAAUAUUCAGUUGUUUGAUGUCAGAGAACCCCAUGAGCUGGUGGAGUCAGGGAAGAUUGCUUGUGCUACAAACAUCCCACUGCGUAAAGUUCCUGAGGCCUUUACAAUGGAUCCUAAAGCAUUUGAGGAGGAAUACAAUGUUAAAAAGCCAGACAAAAAUGAUGCAAAUAUUGUGUUUCAUUGCCUGGCUGGAAUAAGGAGUAGAGCAGCAAUGGAGGCAGUUCAUCAAAUUGGCUACACUAAGGCAAGACAUUACCCAGGAGGCUACAUGGAGUGGAUAUCACAAGUUGAUAACUCAGAAAAAUCCAAUGGUUGAACUUGGAAGAAUAAUUUCUGUUUGUUUGAUUUAUUUAGUACUGGUUUCUGAUUGACCUUAGCGUGA